Messenger RNA from Theobroma umbraticum, 954 nucleotides. Its product is annotated as Transcription initiation Spt4-like protein. Gene Ontology annotation, cellular component: DSIF complex; nucleus. Lineage: Eukaryota; Viridiplantae; Streptophyta; Magnoliopsida; Malvales; Malvaceae. Gene Ontology annotation, molecular function: zinc ion binding; RNA polymerase II complex binding. The record is from RefSeq and is a predicted model, not a curated record. Gene Ontology annotation, biological process: transcription elongation-coupled chromatin remodeling; transcription elongation by RNA polymerase II; regulation of DNA-templated transcription.
CAAACGGUCUGGAGAUUGGGCCAGGUCAUUAGAACCCCAGCCCAUCUCUAAAGGGCCGAGAACAGUUAGCUCCAGUAGCUUCGUCUCCUUGACUCCCUGCGUUGCUUGUGCCUCGUUGAGUCCUGAAACGAAAAGAAAUAUCAAUAAUCAAACAAAAUUCUGGAAAAAGAUCCUUCUAUCGCUCUUCCUUUUGUUGCUGAAGACUGAAGCCGGGAAUUCCCUGGAAAGGAAAGCGGAAAAGCAAUGGGAAGCGCGCCCGCUCAGAUUCCAACGAGCUUCGGCCACGAGCUCAGGGCUUGCCUUCGUUGCCGCCUCGUCAAAACCUACGAUCAGUUUAGGGAAUCCGGAUGUGAGAACUGCCCAUUCUUUAAGAUGGAUGAGGAUCAUGAGCGCGUCGUCGAUUGCACGACUGCUAAUUUCAAUGGGAUAAUCUCUGUUAUGGACCCGACUAGAAGUUGGGCUGCUCGUUGGCUGCGAAUUGGAAGAUUUGUCCCCGGUUGUUACACUCUUGCAGUUUCAGAGGCACUUCCAGAGGACUUGCAGAAUUUAUGUGAAGAAGUGCACGUGCAGUAUGUGCCACCAAAACGAGUAUGAGAGAGAGUCUGGAUAACAGUGUGCAAGAAUUUAGGUGGAAGAAGCAUGAAAUCUGGCUAUUACGUGGUUGUCUACAGCUGCAAAUUGGGUCAUGUUUCUGAAAUUCAAAAAGGUCACAGUACUAAAAUUCUAGAAAAUCAAAAAGACAUGGAUGAAAUUUCAGAGCACAACAUAUUGGAACUUUAUUUGAGUGCAAUUUUUUUAUCUUUCCAUUUGAAAAGUGGGUACUGAAACAGACUCUGUAUGAACUUUGGAGUUGGAAUUAAAAUGGAUUGGUAAAAUUGGUAUAGUUAAUGUAAUUUAGUUACUACUUAUAUCCUAUUAGGUGACCAUUUUGAAUUGAGUUGAAUUUUAGUUUCA